Plasmopara halstedii is the source of this 1872-nucleotide messenger RNA. RefSeq lists its product as hypothetical. The coding region runs from base 1 to 1872 and encodes 623 amino acids. Gene Ontology annotation, cellular component: Golgi apparatus. Gene Ontology annotation, biological process: mannan biosynthetic process. Lineage: Eukaryota; Oomycota; Peronosporomycetes; Peronosporales; Peronosporaceae. The transcript has a single exon. Gene Ontology annotation, molecular function: alpha-1,2-mannosyltransferase activity. The record is from RefSeq and is a predicted model, not a curated record.
AUGCCCGUAAAGGCGUGGGUGGUUGGCUUCUUGUGGCGGCAUCUGGUGCUCGUUCUUUUCCUUGUUUUUAGCUCGAUUAUCGCAGUGAUUGUCUAUGAAGUGACUGGUGGUGGAAAGCCUAAAGCUUGGACAUACAAUGCUCUACAGCUCAACACGGUAGACCUCGAAGGUUCCGACCGUCCACACACACUAUGGACGGACGACGACUUUGAGUGUAUUGGUUGGCGCGCUACGCAUAAUUGUGACCCAUAUGGACCUAGAGAUUGGAGUCGUGACCGUAAAUGUGGAGAGCCCUUGCCACGCUCAAGCGGCUUUUGCGAGGUUCGUAACCGAACGAGUGGUAGAGUCUUACGUAUCAUGCUGGCCACAUGUAAGAGCUGGCAAUGGUAUUUAGUACCAACACUCUCGUGUAAUGAUGCACGGCGUUUUACGGACUUUAGUAUUCAAGCAGCUAGUUACCGUCAUCCACCACUUAAGCUUUCACACUUACAGUCUGGACAGAUUGAAGAUAUUGAAGCAAGAGGCAUCGUCAUGAUUGCUUAUCCUAAAGUCGUAGCAGGAACUUAUGCAAUUGUAAGGACACUGCGAUUUCUAGGUUGUGCUUUACCUGUGGAGGUGUGGAUUGACCCGACGGAGAUGACAGCCAAACAUUCAAUUCUUGUUGAAUUGGUCAAGUAUUAUAAUGUAGUAGUAAGAGUUAUUGAAGACCCGAAUGCUUCCAAAUUUCAUGCAAAACCGUACGCAAUAUAUCAUUCCAGAUAUGAAAGUGUGCUGUGGCUUGAUUCAGAUAAUAUUCCUGUACGUGAUCCAACGUAUCUGUUUGAGACGCCAGAAUUUGUCAAGUAUGGAGCAAUGUUUUGGCCAGACUUUUGGAGACCAGCGGUUGAUACGCCAUUUAAUGUGCACCAACAAAGUGCUUUGUGGACGCUGCUUGAUAUGCCAUUUACUGAUAUGUUUGAGCAAGAGAGUGGACAGUUGUUGCUGAAUCGUUCAAGAUCAACAAUGGCGCUAAGUAAGCUUAUGUUCUACUCAUUACAUAUGCCACGACUGAUCACGGAUUGGCGUUUGGUUUGGGGUGACAAGGAUCUCUUCCGACUAGCAUGGCUUAACACAUCAACACCAUUCUAUAUGGUACAGCACCUUGUAGCUCUUGGAGGAUUAUAUCAAGAGGAUGAAAAAUUCUUUUGUGGUGUAUCGAUGAUUCAGCGUGAUCCACAAGGCGAUAUCAUUUUCAUGCAUCGUAAUCAAGCCAAACUUACUGGACGACGUGAUCAAAAGCCACUUAUUAAUUAUCUUCAGAAAUUCACGGGCGGUGAUGGCACCUUGGCAUCUCUUGCACGCGAUUUGGAUAAGUAUCGAGUGCAGUGCAAAAUGCGUCGAUUAGGACAGUACACAUGCUUUAUGCUAAAUCCUCGUGCACCUGAUGGUAGUGUCACACCAUCGCUAACACUUAGUCUUGAGAACACAAAGUAUUUAUCGAUAGAGCAGCAUGCUAUUGGCUUUUCUAUAGAAGGUCGUGGGCUUUUUAACAAGGAAGAAGAAGCUGAAGUUGCAAAGAUUGAAGAGGAUGAGCAAGCAAAGCAGGACGCAGAAGCGACUGCAAUUAUUCAAACAAGUAAACGAACUGAAAGACUGACGCGGGGAUACAUCAUAAUAACUCUUGCCGUUUCAAUUGCGAUUUGGCUACGAUGGCAAUGGCUUCAGAAGACAAAAAAUCUGUCAGUGACAUCUGUCGAAGAGACUUCAUUGCACGUCGCGCUGGCAGUAGAUCCUCCUCUUUCUCAACAAUCUUCUGGAUCAUCGACAGCAUUAUUCACAGGUACUACCCAAAAUUCCAGACGACGUAAUUCGUCUUUCCAACUUGACAAUUAA